This is a messenger RNA of Varanus komodoensis (Komodo dragon), 981 nucleotides long. Its product is annotated as olfactory receptor 14J1-like. Gene Ontology annotation, cellular component: membrane. Bases 1 to 981 code for a protein of 326 amino acids. Gene Ontology annotation, molecular function: G protein-coupled receptor activity; odorant binding; olfactory receptor activity. Gene Ontology annotation, biological process: G protein-coupled receptor signaling pathway. The record is from RefSeq and is a predicted model, not a curated record. The transcript has a single exon. Lineage: Eukaryota; Metazoa; Chordata; Lepidosauria; Squamata; Varanidae.
AUGCUUCAUAAGGAACAAGAACUAGUCAAUGAUUCCUCCUUGUCUGGAUUUUUCCUCCUGGAAUUCUCAGAAGUUCAGGAACUACAGAUUCUAUUUUUCAUUGGAUUCCUUGUCUUUUAUCUGGCAGCCAUUGCAGGAAACCUUCUCAUCAUCUCUGCAAUUGCAUUUGACCACCAUCUGCACACCCCCAUGUACUUCUUUCUCAUGAACUUGGCCAUGCAGGAUGUGGGACAAGUGUCCAUUGUUUUCCCCAAAGCCAUGGCCAAUUCCCUCAUGAACUGCCGAUACAUUUCCUAUGCUGGGUGUGUGGCUCAAGUCCUCUUUUUCAUCUUUUUAAUGUCCUCUGAUUUGUUUCUGCUCACUGUCAUGGCGUAUGAUCGGUAUGUGGCCAUUUGUGAUCCACUGCACUAUGAGAUGCUGAUGAAUAAGCAGUCCUGCAUCCAAAUGGUUUCUGCUGUAUGGGUCAGCAGCUUCUUCUAUGGGGUGCUGCACACUGGAGGCACCUUUGCAACCCCCUUUUGCUCCAAUGACAUCAAUCAGUUUUUCUGCGAAAUCCCAGCCUUGCUGAAGCUUGCCUGCUCUGACUUCCAUUUAGCUGAAGUAUGGGUUCUCCUUGCAAGUUCCAGCAUUGGGUUAGGCUGCUUUAUUUUCAUAGUUGUGACCUAUGUGUACAUCUUCACUGCAGUGCUGAGAAUCCCCUCAGUGCAGGGACGCCAAAAGGCUUUCUCAACCUGCCUCCCACACCUCGGAGUUUUCUCCCUAUAUGCAUUCAGUGUAUAUUUUGCUUACCUCAAGCCCACCUCAGACUCUGCUUCAUUUCUGGAUUUAGCAUUUACAAUGAUAUAUUCCAUGGUCCCCCCAUUGAUGAACCCAGUAAUCUACAGCAUGAGAAACAAGGAGAUGAAACAUGCUCUGGCCAAGCAGUUGUGCUUGAGGCACUGCUUUAGACCCAACUUCUCUGUUCUUGUUCUGCAAAGAUGA